UCUUCCUGCGCCCUCGCCGCCUGUUUCCUCGUCCUCGUCACCACCUCCCUCGCAAUCACCUUCUUCUUCCUCUUCCGUCCCCGCUCCCCAACGAUCCACGUCUCCGCCAUCCAGAUCCCCAGUUUCUCCUUCCGCAACGGCACCGUUAGCUUCACCUUCGCACAAUACGCCGUCGUUCGAAACCCUAACCGCGCCGCCUUCUCCCAUUACGACAGCUCUCUCCAGCUAAUCUACGCCGGAAAACAGCUCGGAUUCAUCUACAUCCCAGCCGGUGAGAUCGACGGCGGCCGGACCAAGAACAUGGGGGUAAAAUUCUCCGUCGAGUCUUUCGACAUUUCCGCCGCACCGCUGAAAUCGGGGACCAUGGAGGUGGAGUCGAGGAUGAAAGUGAAAGGUAGGGUUAGUGUUUUGAAAUUUUUUACGCAUCACGUCGAGGCGGCUGCCGGGUGCUCGGUGGGGGUAUCGGCGGGCGAUGGAUCUGUGAUCGGUCUCAGGUGUUGAUUUGGGAUUCUGAUUCGGGAACGGUGGAGAGGACGAGAUUUCCAAUCACUUUUUUAUGGUUUUGUGUGGAGGGUUAGGAGAUUGAUUCUUCAACGCCACGCUACUGUGAAAGGUGAAGCUUUUCGACUUCCUUUCAUAAGA
Phalaenopsis equestris is the source of this 642-nucleotide messenger RNA. RefSeq lists its product as uncharacterized. The record is from RefSeq and is a predicted model, not a curated record. The transcript has a single exon. Lineage: Eukaryota; Viridiplantae; Streptophyta; Magnoliopsida; Asparagales; Orchidaceae. The annotation marks the transcript as partial.